Xyrichtys novacula (pearly razorfish) is the source of this 26628-nucleotide messenger RNA. The record is from the annotation of a GenBank genome assembly. NCBI's taxonomy places the organism in Eukaryota, Metazoa, Chordata, Actinopteri, Labriformes, Labridae.
CCUCAGAAAAGGAUCUGAGCACUUCCUUAACCUCCUCCUAAUCCCAAACCAAACCCAGUGAAAACAAAUCAAUGGUUAAUCUGUGGUAAGACACCAGAGCACAGCAGGAAUUUUAAGGAGAGGAAAUCCUUUCUCUUCCUGCUCCUGCAAGACAAAGAGGGGGGGGAUGUAAAAGCACACACACACACACACACACACACACACACACACACACACGGAUCUGCUUUUUGGCUCCAAUCGGAACAUGGAGUCAAUGAAUCGAUGUUCUCCGGGGGUCUCGGUUGUUGUUGAGGGGGGUGUGUGUAGAGGGAACUCCCACUGAAGGCGUUUCUUCCCGGUCCCUGUUCCCGGGGACAAUGCGCUGAAUCUGGGCUUCACUUUUCCCACGUUUUUCCCUGCAGGAGUGGAGCGCGAGCGUGGACGUUAACCGUUCAAUCUGCUUUUAAACGUGUUUUUUAAGCGAGUUUAACUCUUUUUAAAUCGCUCCAAACACGACCGCAAAGCUCCACCCGCGACAGUCGAUGAUUUUCAGGGGAGGAAAGUUGACUUUGGUCGGUGUUUUUAGUCCCGGACUUUGUCGAAUCAACGUUGGACCGUUGGAUCGACUCUCUCGGCUGUAACGACAAAACCACAACAGGUACGGCUCAGUUUGAUAAAAAUAAGCUUUUAAAAGCAGAAUGUCUGCUCUUUUAAAGAUACACUGCAUUUGUUUUAGUGUUUUUGUCAACUGGCGUUGUCUUAAUGUUUAUGGGACAGUUGAAUUACUUUGUAAAAAUACAGAAAAAUGUCCUCUUUUUGGUAACUUUGAACAAACUCCAGUCAAACUCAAUCACGACACCACUGACUUACAGUGUGGUCAAACUGAGCUUACCUCUACUUAACUGGAUAGGUUUAAUACAGAACUUUAAAGUACCCCAUUAUGACCAUGAAAAGCUUUGUUUGGGUCAGAAUAUUUGAGAUAUACUGGAGCUAAAGUUAGGAAACUUAACAAAACAUCGAAACACUUAACAAAACAUGGAAACAUAUCAACUAAAACUAUCUAAACUAAAGGGACACACACCAAAAAUGUGGCAUAGUGGUGUUUAACCUGUUUAUUGAGUUUAUAUUGAUAACAAAUACUGGGUAGAAGUUAGGGCUGGGAAGAUAUGCUUUCCCCCCCUAUUCGAUUCUUAUACGAUUUUUUGGGAUGCCGAUUCGAUUUAAAUUGCGAUUUUACGAUAUUGUUGAUUUUCUCGAUGUUCAGUCUGCAUUUUAAACGCCAGUGAAACAGUUGGAUGAUUUAUGAUUAUCUACUAACUAUUCCUGAAACCAUAUUUCCCCCAAAAUACACAUCAUAUGCAAGUCAUUUUUAAGAUUUUUUUUAAAUUUGAAAAAAAAGAAGAAAAAAAAAAAACCCAAUGUAAAAAUUGUCAAACAAAAAAUCACGAUACUUAUGGGAAUCGAUUUUUCCUCCCACCUCUACGGGAUAGGUUUAAUUCAGAACUUUAAAAUAUCCCAUUAUGACCAUGAAAAGCUUUGUAUGGGUCAGAAUAUUUGAGAUGUAGUGGAGCUGGAGUUAGGAAACUUGACAAAAGGUGGAAACAUAUCAACUAAAACUAUCUAAUCUAAAGGGACAUAGAUCAAAAAUGUGUCAUACUGGUAUUUAAGUUAAUAUUGAUAACAAAUUGUAUUAUUUAGGGCUGGGACGAUAUGUCUUUUCCCCAAUUCGAUUUUUCUACGAUUUUUUGGGUGCCAAUUUGAUUAAAAAUUGCGAUUCUACAAUAUUGACGAUUUUCUCAAUUUUUAGUCUGCAUUUUUAACACCAGUGAAACUGUUGAAUAAUUAUGAUUGUCUACUAACUAAAUUACAGAAGCUAUAUCAACAAAAAAUAUAUAUAAACUAAGGGACACACAUCAAAAUGUGUCAUUUUGGUAUUUAAUCUCUUUAUUAAGUUGAUAUUGAUCACAAAUAGUGAGUAGAAGUAGCAUUAACUGUGGAAUAAAUCCUGUCUAGUGUGGAUAUUAUCUUACUAUAUUUCUAUGUUAAUGUACUUCAUAUUCAGGUAAAAUACUCCAAAAUUCUGAAAUUGGUACUGACAAGGCAUUAAAAGUCCUAAAAGUUGAAAUGUGUUUAUCGGUAAAUUGUAAUUCAGCUACCAAAAAUUAAUCCUAUUGAGACACUUGAUUAAAGUAACUCUGCACUAUUAAAAAUACAGCAGGCAUUGAAACAGAUUUUUAUACAAGUACAGGUACUUUUACAGUUAAUAAUAACAGUAUAUUCUUCAGUAACAGCACAUUGGUAGUACAAUGAAUUACAUCUACAAGCAGUGUGUUAUUGUUGUGUUCAGCUGAAGUAGAGUUAUUUUAUCGUAAACAAAGGUAGUUUGCAGUAAAACUUGAACUGCAUUAGAUAUUAGAUGAAUACAUACACCCGGUUUAAAGUCCUUCAUUAGAUGUUGAUUGAAAUCCUUGGGGUAAUUGUUUAAGACAGAUCACACAUAUCAUCAACUUCUCCCUCAACUCCGCCACUGUGCCCCCUUCACUCAAACUGGCCGCUGUCACCUCCAUCCUCAAAAAACCUGGACUCAACCCUGACGACAUCAACAACUUCACCUCAACUCAAUCAAAGCCCACCUCAACAAUAACAAUCUUUACGAACAGAUUCAAUCAGGAUUCCGCACCCACCACAGCACUGAAACUGCCCUCAUCAAAGUCACCAACGACCUCCUCAUUUCUGCUGGCUCCGGCCAACUCUCCAUUCGCAUCCUCCUUGACCUCUCCGCCGCUUUUGACACCAUCGACCACACCAUCUUCCUGUCCCGCCUACACUCCCUCCUCAAUAUCACAAACACCGCUCUCAGCUGGAUUAACUCAUAUCUCACAGACCGGAAUCACCUCAUCCACAUCAACAACUGCUCCUCCACAACUGCCCCCAUGUCCCAAGGUGUCCCCCAGGGCUCGGUGCUUGGUCCCCUCCUCUUCAUCAUCUACCUCCUCCCUCUUGGACACAUCCUCUGUCAACACAAUCUUCACUUCCACUGCGACGCUGACGACAUUCAAUUGUACAUCUCUUCCACCUCCAUCACCCCCCAGUCUUUGUGUCCUUGAAAAGCGCUUUACAAAUAAAAUGUAUUAUUAUUAUUAUGAUAAAACUGAGGAUACAGCAUCUAUGAUUUCCAAUUUUUUGUUGAAAGGCGAAACAUCUCAAGUAAGUCCAGUUGUCCUUUCCAAAAGAGUGUUAGACAGGCAAGUCAUAUUAAACCCAUGAAGUGACUCCAACUACAGAGUCCUGAUGCUCCUAAACCUGGAGAUAUUGUUCGGCAUUAAAGGGAUAUUCCAGCGUAAAUUUAAGUUUUGGUCAAACACACCGUAACACUGAGUUAGACACCCCCUCCAGAGAUGAAUGUUGCUGACCGCUUGCUUCUCUUGUUCUACCAACUUUAGUAAUGACCGCAGGAUAGCAAUAUACAGUGGUCUGAGGAGCCAUAAACAAACUAGUGCUGGACGAUAAUUCGAUAACAAUAUAUAUCGAUCGAUAGACGUGUGGUGCGAUAGAAAAAAAACGGGUCGAUAAAAAGUUCGAUAGAAAAACACAGUUUCCCUUCCUUUUUCAUCAUAGCCUAUCAUGUAGCUUUUACUACAGUCAUUACUUCCUCCCAACCAAUCACAAACGCAGACCCAGGUACGCUACGGCACCAAGCCCAGCCCCUAUCAAACCACAACAGACAGCACGUGUAUUAGAAAAAAUGAUACAGCAAGGAGAAGCGGAGGACAUUGUCCCGAAAAAAGGUUUCAGUAGUUCACCAGCAUGGCAAUAUUUUGGUUUUUACAAGUCUGACAAAAAGCGAACAGCGGUCGUUUGCAAAAUUUGCAGAGAAUUAGUAAAAACGAAGUCUGGUAACACAAUCAACCUGUUUUACCAUCUAAACCGAUCGCACCCGCAGGAGUACGAGCUGUGUCGGCCGCGCCGCGGCUCCACGUCAUCGUCGGAGGAAUCCUCUGGAACCGCUGCCAGCACCAGCACAAAGCAUGUGAAGCAGACCAAACUGGACUUCGUUUCUUGCCAAAAUACGACAAAGCGUCCGAGCGGCAUAAGGACAUCACCCAUGCAGUAACAUGCUCCAUAGCGAGGGACAUACUGCCAAUAACUACCGUUGAAAAGCCUGGCUUCGACCAGCUUCUAGCCACUCUCGACCCGCGAUAUGAAGUGUCUGGCCGCAAGUAUUUCUCAAACACAGCGCUUCAGGCAUUAAAAUGGGUCAGGGGUUGUAAAGGUGAGAAGGGUGCGGAGGAAAUACGUUCCGGUGUAGCUUCUAAAAGUGGAAGAAAAUGAGCUCAUAUUUUAAAACUGGUAGUAUGCUAUUCCCACCUAAAGCUAUUCUGUUUAUUUAUAUAUUUGUUUAUUUUCAUCAAAAGAAUAUUUAAAUAUUUAUUUAUCAGAUUUUCUGGUCACUUUAGUCUUUAUGUUUGUCAGUAUUUACUGACGUCACUCAGGCCACUUAAGUUGAUUUCUUUUUUUUUUUAGUUCUUUUUUAAAAAACUUUCAGUUGUGGUAAAAUAAAAAAGGUGGUGUAAUAAAGGUUUGAAUUUGAAUUCAGUGCUUGUGUGUUCUUUAUUAAAAGUAGGUCAUUAAGCAAUAGCAUAAAACAUCCAGGGCUGCAAUUAAAAUAUAUGUUAAAUAAUUAUAACAAUUAUAUCGAUAAUUAUCGAUAUCGAUCAAUAUGAUUUAUUUUUUAUCGAUAUGCUUUUUUUCUAUAUCGUCCAGGCCUAAAACAAACCUCAACCAAAACGUCACUAUAGCCACAAAUAAUGCUCAGAACAGCACCUAACUUCAUCAACAGUACAUAUAGGGUCCCAGCCAUAGUACUAGCCACCAAACACCUUUUUAACUUUGCCUAAUUUCUCUAGCAAAGAGACUAAACACAACUCACCUUCUCUCUUCCAGCAGCCGCUUGUUUGUAGCGAGACCUCAGGCCAGUCCAUUACAGACUACAGCGGGGUGACGCAGCGCAAGGAAGAACAUUUAUGAUAAUUUCUUCACAAUCAGGCCGAGACGCUAAGGCAGAAGAACUACUGCGUCUGCAGUACAAAAUGAUUAAUAUGGUGGUUAUUACUUCAAAGAAAUGAUAAAGAAAUGAUCAUAAAUGUUCUUCCUUGAGCUGCGAUACCCCACUGUAGUCCGUAAUGGACUGGCCUGAGGUCUCGCUACAAACAAGCGGCUGCUGGAAGAGAGUAGGUGAGUUGUGUUUAGAAAAGUAAGUGGUUGGCAACUUUUAUCUCUUGGUGUGUUUGACCCUAAAUUAAUUUUAAGCAGAAAUAUCCCUUUAAGUCCAUGAUGCGGUGACUCCAACUACAGAGUCCUGAUGCUCCUAAACCUGUAGAUAUUGUUCAGCAUUAAUGGAGCCUUCUCAGGACCACCUUGUAUUGGUUUUGGUCCUGUUACCUCUGUCUCUAUAGAUAAUCUCAUGUCGUACAUGUGACUUUACUCAUCCUGACAAAGUAAACAGAUUCCUUCCCCUUCACUGUAAAUACAGGUGAGUGUACGGUGGCCUUUAUGGCUCAGUUUUACAGCUGCGUAUCUUGCAGUGACGUCCUUGUUCGUCACUUCAUAUUGUAAAUGAGAUUGUUACCGUGCGUGGUUACUGUCACUGUGAUCUGACGGGGAUGUGCGUCUGCCCAGCUGUUAAAUCAUCUCAGUUUAAGUUGUCAGGAGGGAAUAUUUGGAGUGUGCAUGAGGAGUGUGACUCACUUUUCCACUCUUAGCCUCCACACGGCGAGUUCCCAGCAGCUCCGACCAAAAACACACGCCGUCUAAAUGUGCUUUCUUCUGAUUUUUGCCUCCCUCAGCUGCUCUCAGACCAACACAGACUCCUUCUGUCUGUGCUUCUCCUUUAAAUGAACUCUCUGUGGGCUUCUCUGCCUUCUCGUUCCAGAUCAGCAUGGUGUCUCUUCCUGUUUGUGUUGUUUUCCAGCUUCCAGAGAUAGAGGGAUGGAUGGACAGAUGAGUGGUGUGGUUGGUGUGUUAGUAUGAGAGGUAUUCAGUCUGCCAGCCUGCUGCAGAAUCUAAUGUGUAAGUGAGGCCUUUAGCACGGGAAGUUGAACCCUGAGGCUGCAGGACGGCUGUUCAAAUCGGAGGGAAAUCCUCAUUUCUGAGUCCUGUUUUUAGUCUGGAUAUUUGUCUGCAGAAAUUAAUUCGUACAGCAAUAAAAACCGACAUUUGAGGCUCACACCAGACAGACGUUAAAAAGGUGUCAGUGCAUCCAUCUUUCCAGGACUGGUACGUAAUCCUUCCUCCUCCCACGGUGUGGAAAAACAUCCUCUCCCUGUCUGAUUCUCUUUAACACAUUCACCUCUGUCUUUACUGACAUUAUCAUGACAGCAGCUAAAAUAAGAUGAUUGUUUUUCACCCUAUUAAAGCAGCAACAAUAACACUCAAUGGUUAAACACAUUCAAAGUCAGCUCAGGCAAUAAACAGAGGUGUGAAACCUGGAACAGACUGUUGUUACAGUCAGCCUGUCAUUGAUUAUUGAAGUGAAGUGUCACUUUAGACAGGGCCGUCCAAUCCCUUUACCAAAGGAGCAUGAGCUUGGUCCGUGUUGCCGGCUGUAAGUAAAACUCGUUUCCAGUGAGAGGACUCUGCUAGGGCUGCCCUUUGUCACCAGUUCUGUUCAUAAGACAGAAUUUGUUCAUCUGUUCAUUUGGACAGAAUUUCUAGGCACAGCUGGGGGUGAGGUGGGGGGAUUACGUCACUCCUUUUUGCGGAUGAUGUGGUUCCUCAAGCUUCAUUGAGCAGUGACCUUCAGCUCUUGCUAGGGCGGUUGGCAGCUGAGUGCGAAGCGGCUGGGAUGCGAAUCGGCACCUCCAAUCCGAGGCCAUGGUCCUCAGUCUGAAAAAGGUAGAUUGCCUUCUCCAGGUCGGAGGAGAGGUCCUGCCUCAAGUGGAGGAGUUCAAGUAUCUCGGGAUCUUGUUCACGAGUGAGGGUAGGAUAGAGUGGGAGAUCGACAAGCAGAUCGUAGCGGCAUCAGCACUGAUGCGGACGCUUAACCGAUCAGUUGUGGUGAAGAAAGAACUGAGCCGUAAGGCAAUACUCUUGAUUUACCAGUCGAUCUACGUGCCGAUCCUCACCUAUGGUCAUGAACCUUGGGUAAUGACUGAAAGAACAAGAUCGCGGAUACAAGCGGCUGAAAUGGGUUUCCUUUGCAGGGUGGCCAGGCUCAGCCUUAGAGAUAGGCUAAGGAGCUCAGACACUUGGGAGGCGCUCAGAGUAGAACUGCUGCUCCUCCACGUCAAGAGGAGUCAGCUGAGGUGGCUUGGGCAUCUGGUUAGGAUGCCUUCUGGAGGCCUCCUGUUAGAGGUGUUCCAGACAUGUCCCACCGGGUGGAGACCUCGUGGUCAGCCCAGGACCAAGUGGAGGGAUUAUGUCUCUCUGGCCUGGGAGCCCCUGGGAAUCCUCCCGGAGGAGCUGGUGGAAGUGGCUGGGGUGAGGGCCGUCUGGGCUUCCCUCCUGAAGCUGCUGCCCCUGCGACCCGGGCCUGGAUAAGCGGAAGAAAGCGUUGACGACUUUAAACAGGAUAUGUAAAAAAGAUCACACUCUCAGUACAUUUCCAUGACACUUGAGAAAACUGAAUUAUCGCCUUAGUCAGAUGAAGACCGAACAACUGAAGUGCAUGUAAACACCUUAGUUGGACUAAAACCGGAGUCGGAGAACUCCGAUUAAGACACCCAGAUAAUGUGAUUGGAAUUUGAUUUUCUCUACCAUGUAACCAGCGUAGUCGGAGUAUAAUAGGACAGUACAUGUGUGCGUGCGCCACGCCCCCAUAACCCCAGAACAAAAACACCAGAGAAGAGGAGUAGCGUGCGUCUUAUCUGCAGAAAAAGUAGCGUGUCCAUCAUGUAGGACAAAAACAAUGCUGUACAAUGCUCCAUCUUCUUGCCCCAAAAUGCCCAGCAGCAGUUGUAGACACUUCUGACAUCUGGCACGGACCUGCUGUUGUUGUGGACGGUUGUAUGGGGUCGGAAAUAUCUGAAAUCACUGAAAAGACCCAUAUCGCCCCCUAGUUUUGGGGAGGAGGACAUGUGCACGUCCAUAAUUCAAUUUUCUGAGCUGCAUGUAUAUGCGGACAAGGAGAGAAGUCCGAUUCAGCGAAAAAAAAACAAAUUAUAGGCUUAGUCUGAUUAAGUGCACGUAAAUGUACUGAGUGAGGCAUUAAAUUUGGACUUUUUGGUUAAAUGUUACAAAUGUUUGAAGAGAGAAAUGUGAGAUUGUUCUCAGACAUGAUGUUUGUUCAGCGUUAACCUCUCACUCCUGGUCCUGGUGAUUUGCGUGCAUAAAACUCUCUGCAGACAAAGUAAGAAUGCGAUCCUGUAAUCCUGCAGCAUAUCACUCAUUCAUGCUACAGCGUCUCUUCUUAUCAUGCACACUCUGUCCCUUGGCUUUUCAGGCUCACACAGAGGUAAAACCUGCUCCCUUCUCUCCUUUCUCUUGAUAGUUUAUUGCACAGUCUGUUAAGUGUUGAAGAUAGAGCGGUCCACCAUGACUCCUGAAUCGAUAAAUGUGGCGCAUGAUUGGCCAUUUAUAUCAAGAUACAGAUAAGCAUUUGUCUGCAACAUGUGUGUCAAAUUAUUCCUGAGGACUAAUUUGGAGGUUUAGGUCUUAAAUUGAUGAACUUGAACAGUUUAAUUUUGUAAAACAUCAUCUUCAUAAACAUGUUUUUUUUUUCAGACUUUGUGUCGUCAGUCUGAAAGUCUGAACUCGCUUUCCGGUGAGACAUCAGCUUCGUAUCUGACUCUGAAAGACUCCGGCAUUUGUGUCAGUGCAGGAUCUAGUAUCUGGAUCUAUUCACUGACUCUGUGUUUGCUGAAAAUGUCAUUGUGUAUGUGAGUGGGAGGGAAAGAGGCCGCAGCUUUUCCCAGAAUCCUUUGAAGGAGGGGUUUGUUACCCUGAUGGUUCUGGUGACUCUGUAAGUCUCUCAGAAAGUCUCAUUACUGUAAGAGGCUGCAGCUGUCUGUAAGUCCUUGUCUCUAAGAUAUUAAAUUUGUCUCCAUAAAGACGGCUCCCUCCCUCUGCUCCUCAUGCACAUCACGCUCAGGCUGAGUAAUGGUGUUGACCGGGACGGUGUCCUGUGAUGUCCUGGUUCAGAGAGGCACACAGACAUGGUGGUGUUCAUCAUGUUUAUGAGGCUCAAUUAGAUGAUGAGAGUCCUGCUGUGUUUACUCUCCUCCUUUAGUCCUGCUUCAAAGUUUGGGCAGAUCUCUGCUGCUGCUCCACAGUCUGAUUAAACAGGGUCAUAAUAACAUAAAUGUGAUUUUUAAACCUGCUGAAAAGACGUAAGGUCGCUUUAAGUUUUCAUGAGUUUGUGCAACAAAAGAAGUAACAACAGACAGUUGUGAAAAGAGUCGGCAGACCUGUUUUUGUCAAACACAGAAGGAGCAGGAACGGGAGGCAUCUUUUGAUUUAAAGUAGGGGAGACCAGGGCUUGUUGUCACACUUUUAACACUCUUAUAUAUUUCUUCGAAUCAAUCCAUCAUAUAUAAACAAAAUGUGUACCAGAAGAAAUACCAAAGUCUCAGGUAUAUUUCAUAUUCAUGUCAUUUUCAUAUCUUGUGUCAGUGCAGAGUUAUAACCAAUCAAAUAGAGAGUGUGAUCAUGUGACAUGUUGCCCCACCAUCAGGUAAGUUGUCUCACUACAUGGGGUAAGAUGUCACAGUGGAGUUCACAGCUAAUAAAACAAGAACAAAAUUAUUGUUCUCGUUUUUUUUACCUGAAAGUGAACACUUAAUGCUGAACAAAUGUUUAUCAUUGAGUUAAAGAAAAAGUCAUUAAACAAAUGUUAACAUAAAAUAUUAUCAUGAUGCUCUGGAGUUUGGAGAUCUGUCUGACUCCGUAUUUCAGCUGAGGUGAAUGUUUUACAGUACUGAACCAAGGUAUUGUAGUUGACAUUAAAGUCCUUUAUUGUCCUCCAGAUUGAUUUAUUAGCGAGGGUCACCUGUCUGACAGUCCUCAGCAUCACGUCAGGAACUGCACUGACAUGUUCUGUUUUUCUUUCUAAUUCCUGACCAUGUCUUCUCUCUUUAUCCUCUCCUUAAAACCACUCUGUUCUCUGUGAAAAUAAAGUCAAAGUUUCAAUAUGACAACUGUAAACUAUGUUAAUUUUAAUCCCUUUAAACAUGUGAUAACUAACCCCAAAAUGACUGAGACAUGUCGCCCCAAACUACCAUGUUUGCUAAUUAAAGCUCUAGAUUAAAGUUAGUUUAAAACAGAACAAUGAGUGAGGUAUCAAUCAAUCAAACUUUAUUUUUAAAUCAGUUUUCAUACAUAUAAUGAGGCACAAAGUGCUGUCCAUUCAAAGAGGAUAUUAAAAAACAAUGAAAUAAAAUAAAUAAAAAUAUAAAUACAAAACCCCACCCACCCUCCUUACCUCCAUUCAACACAUACAGCACUCACACACACAGAUACACACACAAAAGACCAGGUGAGGACUCUUUAACUUUCCACAGAUGACUGAGGAAACACUAUCUUGACUUAAAAAAGAUGAGGAAACACUGGAUCUAGGACUAAAAUGAUAAAACCAUGAUAAAAUGUAAUAAAGAUGAUAAAGCAUUAAAAGUUAAUUAAAUGAAAUUGUCUGAAAAUCAAACAAUAACAGAAAGUAAAUUAAAAAGAGGUAGUAAAACACAAAAUUGUUAAUCUAGGAGUAAAAUAGGGUAAAAUAUAUAAUAUAAAUAUAUGUAAUGUAAAUGUAAAAUAAUGUAAAUAUAUGAUAUAAUGCAGAUUAAAAGAUUAAAACAAAAUUGAACUAAAAGCCAGACUAAAACGGUAGGUCUUUAGUUUACUUUUAAAAGUAUGACCAGUAGGUGUCGCUCUCAGGUCUGCAGGUUGGCUGUUCCACAGAUGGGGACUGUAAUAUAACAAUGAUUCACAAUGAUGUUUUAGUUUUUUACUUUGGGAACAAUUAAAAGACCUGAAGACCUGAGGGCUCUACUAGGCUCAUAUGGUAAAUCAGACAAAUAAGAAGGACCAAGACCAUUAGGGGUUUAAAAACAAAUAAAAAGAACCUUAAAAUCUACUCUAAAAGACACAGGUUACCAAUGCAGAGAUUUGACAGGAUGUCUUAAUCUCUCCUCUACCAUGUUCACAUGUUUCACUGCUUGGAUUUUUAUCUGGAAGAAGAUUAUUUUAAAAUGUAUGGUUGUCUGGGCCGCCGUCUCUCCCCCCUCGACCUUGUUCAGAGUUAAUGGAUUCAGCAGACGAUGAUCUUCACACCUUCACAGAGACUCAUGCAGCAAAUGGUUCUGCUGUCUGUGUUUGUGAAGGGCUGCAUGCAUGUCUAUCAGCUGAUUUACUGCUGACUCAGAUUUAGUGGUCACAGGUGGGCAGAGGGUGGGGGUCGGGGUCACUCUGGGUGUCAAAGGUUUAUGUGUCCAAAUCAGCACAUCCUCACCCCCCUCUGACAAACAGCUGUGCAGGUGUGAAGAGUCCUUAGUUUAGGUACUGUGGGGUCCUGGUUCUGUUAUAACUGGUGUGUUUGUGUAUUUUUUGUAAAUUAAACCUCCUGGUCACCAUGGUUACCUGUAAACUUGACUGUAUGGUCUCUUUCUGUCAUCCCCCAGUCUGUCUGAUCUGAGGUCAGAGGACAGCAUGCCUCCUCUCCCCCGCUGCUGUGUCCUGCUGCUGCUGCUCUCCUGCUUCCUGCUGGUUCUGCUGGUCCAGGUUCCUGGGACUCAGUCCAGACCAGCCACAGAGGACACAGACACGGGUAAGACACUUCUUAGAUGUCUCUUUGUCUCUGUUGAACCACAGCGUAGAAAUAUCUACUGUAGAUGUUGAUGUAAUGGCAACAAUUUACUGGUAUUACUGGUUAGUGGUUCCAGGUUAAUGCAGCAGCAAGUGGACUCUGCAGGAGCUCCAGUUUAGUCUCUAAAAUGGGAAACAGACAGAUGUGCUGCUGGUCUGUUUUAGCCUGUUUUAUCACUGGUCUAUCUGGUGUGUUUCUAGCCUGGCUGGGCCAACCUGUUGCGUGAGUCACUUGACGUUCCUUCCCACAACAGUCUGGACUUCGGCCCAUAGGGAGCCCUGAAAGUGGGUAGUUUACUGUAACCAAUCACCGUAACCAAACAUCUGACGUCAUCACAGUGCGCAAUUGUGUUCCCUGCUGGGCUCUCAACCGUCAAGUAAACGUUUGGUAAUAUUUCAACGUGUGCGAGCAAACAAUGUCUUUUACGUCUUCCUCUGUGGAUAUAAACGAUUUCUGACGACUUUGCAAAGUCAACUGCAGAAUUAACGGCGUUCUGAAUUAACGGCGUUCUGAAUGAACGGCGCUUUGAAAAGUCCCGCAGCAUCUAUUAGACGUCACCACUACACAUGGACCAAUCAGGGGCUGCCUUUCCCUGUUGUCCGGGUAACAGUGGAAACACGGUCUCUGAUUGGCCCGGUUAUUUUCUGAUUGGGAAUACACGCUCUCUAUGGGCCGAAGUCCAGACUGUGGUGGGAAGGAACGUCAAGUGACUCACGCAACAGGAUGGCUCAGCCAGGCUAGUGUGUUUCCGCCUGUUUUCACUGGUUUGUAUGGUUUGUUUCAGCCUGUUUUUUCUGGUCCGACUGAUGUCUUUCAGCCUGUUUUCACUGGUCUGUCUGGUGUGUUUCAGCCCGUUUUUUUUCACUGGUUUGUCUGGUGUGUUUAGGCCUUAUUUUUUCUGGUCUGACUGAUGUCUUUCAGCCUGUUUUCACUGGUUUGUCUGGCGUGUUUCAGCCUAUUUUCCCUGGUCUGUCUGGUGUGUUUCAGCCUGUUUUUUCACUGGUUUGUCUGGCGUGUUUCAGACUAAUUUUACUGGUGUGUUUCAGCCUGUUUUCACUGGUUUGUCGGGCGUGUUUCAGCCUGUUUUCACUGGUGUGUUUCAGCCUGUUUUCACUGGUCCAUCUGGUGUGUUUCGGCCUGUUUUUACUGGUCUGACUGGUGUGUUUCAGCCUGUUUUUGCUUGUCUGUCUGGUGUGUUUCAGCCUGUUUUCACUGGUGUGUUUCAGCCUGUUUUCACUGGUCUGUACGGUUGUGUUCAGCCUGUUUUUACUGGUCUGACUGGUGUGUUUCUCCCUCCUCUCUUUUGUCUGAACUCUCUCCUGUCUUCUGCGGACGUCUUCUUGGUGUUUUUACUCCAAACUCUCGUAAAAGUUUCCAGUGAGAGAAUUUCUUUAAUAGGAAAGUGACUUUUUUCAGGUUGGGCAUCUGAAACUGGUCAGAGUGAUGGUUCUUGUUCUGGUCUAAGUGAGGCUUGGCUCUCGGGCUGCUGGUUAUGGUUUGUAUAUCCUGUCCAGACUCAGGAACAGAUGCUGCUCACAGUCUGCUGGGUUUGAGCCACCUCACACACACACAGACGGUUAACAGACGGUUUCCUGGAUGUGUCGGCGUUCAUGUUCAUAUCCAUGAAUAUUAACUGUCAGGGUUUAUUGCUCCUCCAAACAUCUGACCUCCAGCUGAGAACAAUCUGAUCCUGUAAACUCUUGUUUUUCUCUCACUUCACAGUUGGUCUCUCUGCUGUGAAACAAAAACAGUUCUGACUCUCUCUCUGAGACCUCCUUAUAAAAACCCAGCCCUGUCUAACCAAAACACUUUACUCUCUUUAUAGAAACUGUUUGAUGUGUUUGACAGAGUCUCUUAUUUUCAGUUUUUACAAAGGUUCCCACAUUCACACGUGUCCCAGUCUCUCGGCUGUUUUGGUUCUGGACUUGUUUUGUUUGUCUGCACUAGAACUUUAUGUCCGGGAUAAAAAAAAAACCUCCAUGAAGAAGGUUGACUUGGUGGUUCAAUGGAGACAGGGACUGUAUAAUAAUAAUAUAAUAUAAUAUAAUAUAAUAUACUACAAUACAAAAUAAUGUAAUUUGAUAAAAAAAUAUAAAAAAACAUAUCAUAUCAUAUAUGAUAUGUAUAUAAUAUAAUAUGAUGUAAUGUAAUAUAAUAUAAUGUACUGUAAUGUAAUGUAAUUUAAUGUAAUAUAAUAUAUAUCAUAAUAAAAUAUACUAUACUAUACGAUACUAUGCUACAAUACAAUGUAAUUAUAAUACAAUAUAAUAUAAUAUAUAUGAUAUCAUAUCAUAUCAUAUAGUAGAGAAAUAUAAUAUAAUGUAAUAUAGUAAUGUAAUAUGAUCUAAUAUGAUAUAAUAUAAUGUAAUGUAAUGCAAUAAACUGUACUGUGCUGUAUUGUAAUGUAAUGUAAUAUAAUAUAUAUCAUAAUCAGUGGUGGCUGCUGGUCUUUCAAGGAGGGGAAGCUCAUUUUUCUGGCCUACAUCAUAAUUGUGUUUGUUUAUUUGUAUGUAACAGAACAGAGUUGCCAAACACAACGGCAGUCGUUUUUAACAAAGACAAAAGUCGCUGAGGAUCGGUAAAGUCUCCGGAGCAGUUAAGAACAACUGAAUGAAUAACUUGGAAAAUGCUCUGGUAGAUGUUUUAUUCUUCAAGAUCGCUUAUUCGCUUAUUUAGCUGUCAAUCAAAAAAGGAUUUCGCCUCAGACAGCACAUCCAAUCAUGGAUGCAGAAGCUCAGCGUCCGCGAGAAAGUUGGGACCGCCCUCUCGUCAUAGAACUCCAGAGACGCUGAGCGUUCGAUGGGCGGGACAAAGCCCAGCAUUUAUCCAAUGAGCGUCUAGUUUCGCUGCUGGAACAACCCACUUUGAGCUUCCACAUUGAAGUCAGCAGACGCUGAGCGUCCGGCUGUGUGAAGCGCUGAGGCGCUGCGAGGAUGAAUGAGAACGAAGUUAUGCCGGUUACCUUAUCACGGUGUGAUAAGAAGCUGAUUCUGAACAAAAGAUGAAGGCUUUCUAGCGCGUAUUUAGUUGAUGAAAUGAACACACAGCAGUACGUAUUUCACCACUUUUUCUUUUUUUUGGGGGGUGACAUUUUAAGGGAAGCUGAGCUUCCCUUGCAGUCUUAGAGCAAUCGCCACUGAUCAUAAUAAAAUAUACUUUACUGUACUAUGAUAUAAUGUAAUGUAACGUAAUGUAUAAUAAUAUUCUAUUUUAUAAUGAAUUUAACUUUAUUAUGGUAUACUUUAAUAUACUAUAAUGUAAUGUAACUUAAUAUACAAUAAUACAAUAUGAUAUAAUAUAAUUUACUGUACUGUAAUGUAAUUUAAUGUAAUGUAAUAUAAAUCAUAAUAAAAUAUACUAUAAUAAAAUAUACUAAAAUGUUAUGUAAUAUAAUAUCCUAUUUUAUAAUAAAUUUUACUAUAUUAUAGUAUACUUUACUAUACUAUAAUGUAAUAUAACGUGAUAUACUACACUGUAAUAUGAUAUAAUAUAAUAUAAUAUACAAUAAUAUGAUAUAAUAUAAUAAACCAUAAUAUAAUAUUAUAUAAUAUAUAUCAUAAUAAAAUAUUAUAUACUUUACUAUACUAAACAAUACUGUACUAUCCUACAAUAUUAUAUUAUAUAUUAUUUUAUAAUAUAAUGUUUGAAUCAAAGCGUCGAGUCACAUUUAGAGAAUGUCUGAAGAACCUUAGUUAGCGCUGAAGAAACACUAAAAACUGCAGUUCCUUAAGUGUCCUCUAGAGACAGUCUCACACAGUUUCAGCUUCACUUUAUAAAAGAGGAAGUUUCAUCAACGCCGCGCCGCUGACCCCGACACCGAACUCCAGCUGACACAGUGACCAUGAAAAAACGUGGAGGUUUAAUUUCAGUGUGAAGUUUUUCAACUGAGUCAACAAGGGGAUCUGCGUAUGUGUGUGCGUGUGUGUGUGUGUGUGUUAAUAGUGUCGGGCAGAGAGAGGAGGAAGUGUCGGGGUGUAACGCUGUGCCCGGGUGACAGCUCCUGUCUGCGCUGAGGUCGAACAGGAAGUCUUAAAGCCUCCUUCUCAGAGACACUCUUCACUGAUGGGGGUCAGAGGUCAAAGGUUAAUCCUUACUCAGCUAUAAACAUUUAACCUUUUUUCUUUUGCAGAUGCCGUGAAAUCCUCCGAAGACGAAGAAGACGAUGAGUCGUCCUCCGAGGAAAACAAACUGUCCAAUGAGCAGUCGACCAGCAACGAGAAGAUCCAGCGUAAGCCUCGCCACGUUCUCCUCUGUCUUUGUUAUUGUGUUUGUUCAAUCAGGUGAUCACGGGGUUUGUCUUUGUCAGCAUUGGCGCCGCAGUGGGUGAUGCCCGAGAAGAUGGAGAAGCGACUCCACGCUGUCCCCGCCAGCAGGACGGUGAAGUUCCGGUGCCAGGCGACCGGAAACCCUGUCCCCACCCUGCGUUGGUACAAGGACGGGAAAGAGUUCAGGAAGGACCAAAGAAUCGGAGGGUUUAAGGCGAGUGUCUGACUGAUCCCCCAAACAGGAAACAGAGACGGAACUUCCUGUUUUAAUGCUGACUUUCCCUCUCCACGCUGUUUCAGAUCAGAGACCACAUGUGGACUCUUAUCAUGGAGUCAGUGGUCCCCUCUGAUGAAGGGAACUACACCUGUGUGGUGGAGAAUGAACACGGGAGCCUCAAACAUACCUACCUGCUGGACGUCGUUGGUAAGAUGAUCAAGACUGCGAUCAGUCGAGCUUUAUUCACUAUUUUUGAGAGUUUUGUGAAGUUAAGAGAGACAGGAGGAAAGUUCUCCAAUGACCUGCUGACAGUGAGUGAAGUGGAUGUUAAUGAUUGGACAUCUCUGAGCGUCACCUGAUCAUCGUAGAGCGGUUAAUGUUCAAACUAAAGUUCUGUCAUUGUUCUGCUUCACCGUGCGUGUCUGACUAGUCAGGUGCAAAUAUGACUUAACCCUGAAAAAUUAUAACCAAAGGUUUCUCAGCUGUUUUUUUAUAGGAUUAAAUGUCCUUAAAAACAAACUAACCCCCAAUUUCCACCACAUCCUGAACGUCUCCGAAAAGGUCGUAUCCGCUGAUCCUAGCUGAUCAUAACCAUUCAAGUUAACUUGUCAAUUUCCACUGGCUUCUUUCCGUUCUGCUGCGGAUCACUGGACUCCACAGCUGAUCGCAAGAGUUCUAUUUUUUCCGGAUACUGGAGCAUGCCAGAUAAAUUCAGCACAGAUUAACCCGUGUUGGAAAGGAAGUCGGGCACAGACACAAGAUGAAACAUCCGGCUUCUUUUCAAAAUAAAACACUCUCACCUGACCCUCACCUAUGGUCAUGAACUUUGGCUAAUGACCGAAAGAACAAGAUCGCGGAUACAAGCGGCUGAAAUGGGUUUCCUCGGCAGGGUGGCCGGGCUCAGCCUUCGAGAUAGGGUAAGGAGCUCUGACACUCGGGAGGCGCUCAGAGUAGAGCCACUGCUCCUCCACAUCAAGAGAAGUCAGCUGAGGUGGCUCGGGGAUCUGGUAAGGACGCCUUCUGGACGCCCCCAGUUAGAGGUGUUCCAGACAUGUCUCACUGGGUAGAGACCUCGUGGUCAGCCCAGGACCAGGUGGAGAGAUUAUGUCUCUCGCCUGGCCUGGGAGCCCCUGGGAAUCCCCCCGGAGGAGCUGGUGGAAGUGGCUGGGGUGAGGGCCGUCUGGGCUUUCCUCCUGAAGCUGCUGCCCCCGUGACCCGGACCCGGAAAAGCGGAAGAAAACGACACUGACGACGACCCCCUCCCCCCCGACUCUAGUAUGUCAACAAAAUAAAACCAGAAUUUUGAAAGGGGCUUUAUCCAUUGUUCAGUUUUUGGUUCUGUAAAUGUAUGAAAAUUAGUGCAUAUUUAAUUAGAUAUUACCUCAUUUACAUAUUCAAACAUAACAUUUGACAAAACUUGUAAUAUAAAAAAUAUUUGUCUUAAUGUAAGUUAUAAACUUGGGAAGUCUCAUGGUGAUAUCUGUUAGUUAAAAAUUUUACCCUAUUCGCCUGGGGUGUCUCCCCGGGCUUCGUACCGUCAUGGACACCAUCUUAAAAAUUACACCUUUCUAGUGGUCAAACUUUGGUAAACUCUAAGUUUGUUAUUAAAGACAUCUAAUACUAUAAAAAACAGCUGAGAAACCUUUGUUAGAAUUUUUUUAGGGUUAGGUGUUUUUUUUCAUAGAUUCACCCACGUAGACAGUUUCUUUCUUAGAUUUCCCUCCACCCGGCCCAGACUCCGGACUUUAAACCGAGUCUCGGGUGAACUCCCUCCAGUCCAGGGUCAGGGUUGGCCCGUUUGACGUUUCCAAACUGAACAAUAAAGUCAGACAAUCGAGCCGAAAACUCUGCACAGAAAUAGUGGACGGAGGCAGUGAUGGAAAAAUCUCUCAGCUGAGUUUAGUUUGGUUUUGAAAACAAAAAGGAGCAGUCCGCUUUUUUUUCUUCAAUAGAAAUAAAACCUGUUAGACUACGACGUGUCCAGAAUGAGAAAAAACAGGUCUGUCCAGGUCUGAUGGUAUAAAGUCAGAGUCUGAGAGAUUGUCUGUCUAUACUUGUAUAUUUCUAUAUAACUAGAGUGACUGUUAAGAUCCUUCACGACUGACACAGUGUAAACCUGGUCUUCCAGAGCGCUCUCCUCACAGACCAAUCCUGCAGGCCGGUCUGCCGGCCAACCAGACCGCAGUGGUUGGCAGUGAUGUGGUCUUCGUGUGUCGGGUGUUCAGCGACCCUCAGCCUCACAUCCAGUGGCUAAAACACAUCACUGUCAACGGCAGCAGAGAAGGACCUGAUGGACAGCCGUACGUUCUGGUCCUCAAGGUUGGUGUCCAUGAGUUAGAGACGUUUGACCUAGGACUGGGCGAUAUAUCGAUAUAAGAAAUAUAUUGAUGUAUUUUUAGAUAUGGAAUUUGACCAUAUCGCAUAUAUCGAUAUACAGAUAUCAGAUGCUGUUGUUCACACAAAAUCUUUAAACAAAGAAGGACACUCACCGGCUAUUAGUACAAAGGAGAUGUAGCAGAGUCCCAAGCAGUUGGAAAUAGAACAAUUUACAGCCAAACCUCAUCAAGAAGCUGCAGCAUGGCAUGGUGUCAAUAAAAGCCCGCACACGCACACACACACACGCACACACACACACACACGCACACACACACACACACACACACACACACACACACACACACACACAGAGCAGUGAUCUGAAGUAAGCAUCGGUAUUAACUGUAUAAACUUCAUCACCAGUGUCCCUCAUCCACACACCUGUCUCCUCUCAUCCACACAGACUUACUUGUGUUCACCAAACUACUGCUCUUAAAGCAGCUCAUUACACCACACCACUGUUGAACAGAGAUCUGAUAUAAAAUAAAGGAGCAAACGUGACCUUAAAAAAAUAUGAAACGUCCUGAUCUCUGUCAACCACACAUCCGAGCGGAGACAUAACUGAUCAAACCUUGAGGAAAUAUUUCUUACCUUCACUUUGGAGUCUAAACUAGUCAGCAUUAUCAGUCAUCCAGCUCCAGCAGUUUAAUAAUCCAUCAAUAUUAUUUACAUCCCGUUUCUCGCGGUCAGCACGUUUCAUCCAUUUGCAUUGUGUGAAAAAAAGUUUUAGCUCGCUUUAGCUUCAAGUGUCCUGAUAGAGACCGACAGCAGGAGCAGCUCUGGACCUGGUGCGGUGUCCAGACCACAGGUCCAGACAGGCUGUGACUAACUCACCGCGUCGGAACCGAGACAGGGUCUGUGUCCCAGGGGAAGAAGACCAGGAAAUAAACGACUGAGCGGGCCGACCAGAAACAGCGCUAAAAACUUUAAUUUUUCACGCAAAUGGAUGAGACGCUAACCGCAAGGUUGUAAAUGGGAUUCAAACAGGAUGUAAACGGGAAUAAUAUCGAUGGAUUAUUAACCUGUUGGAGCUGGAUGACUGAUAAUGCUGACUGUUUUAGACACCAGAGUGAAGGUAAGACAUUUUCCCUCCGUUCUUUUAUGUCAGAUCUCCGUUAAACAGUGGUGUAAUGAGCCGCUGUAGUCAGACAGGUUUCUUACACUUAAUACCAAUGUUUGCAUCUGAUCGCUGCUGCUCCUGCAUGUGUGAGUAAGGAUCCUCAGUAUGUUACCAGAGGUUUUAGCCUCUCUCCCGGAUGGUGUCUGUGUUUAUCAAACAUUGCACCAAGAAUUGAGGAUCUUUGCAAGGCAAAACAGGCUCAGGUCUCUCAUUAACAUUGCCUGGGGGGGGGGCCCAGCUCGCAAAAGGUUGAGAACCCCUGGCCCAAAUAUAUCGGGAUAUGACUUUUGGUCCGUAUCACCCAGCCGAGAGUUUCCGGUCAGAGCUCGGCUGUGAUUCACUGACAUAAAGAGGGUCUUCCUGGUCCUCCAGCCUUUCUUCUGACAGAGCAGACCUAAACCACAUCUGUGUUUAUGAUGUGGACUCUGUGAUGACUGACUCUCAGCCUGUUUGGUUUGUUGAGCCUGGCUGGAGUCCAGGAACUUCUGUACGUAUGAUUAUUACAUCGCUCUCUGAACAAAGGCUGAACACAAUGAAGGUCAGAGUCCGAGCGCUCCUGUAUAGAAGAGACCAGGGACCGGUUCCUCUGUGAUCAGAACAGGACCGUUUAAAGUCCAAUAAGGAGAGAAAGAGGAUCUUACAUAACUGUAAUAUAUGUAUGUAGGAGUGAUUGUAUAUACAGGAAACAGAGCAACAAUGAGGGUUUAUUUACAGAUGAAGGUCAGCUGUGUUUGUGAGGAAAAGUUCAGAGGUCAGAUAACAUCACCUUCAACUCAUCUGUGGAUCACACGUGUUUUCUUCUUCAUCAUUGGUCAUUUUGAGACUGGGCUGGACUGGACCGUCUUUUCACCUCCUGUGUCUCCUCGUUGUUUCCAGACGGUGGGUUUGAACACCACAGACAAAGAGAUGGAGGUCCUGACUCUGAGGAACGUGUCUCUGGGCGACGCCGGCGAGUACACCUGUUUAGCGGGGAACUUCAUCGGCGUGUCUCAUCACUCUGCGUGGCUCACGGUGGUCGAAGGUUGUUUUUUUAAAUGAUCUGAUGUUGAUCGGCGUGUCAGUGAAGGUUCGACUCUGAGCUCAUGAUCCGGUCUCAUCUAUCCUCCUCAGACCUUCCUCCCGCCCCGCUGCCCUCUCAGACCUACCUGGAGAUCUUCAUCUACUGCCUGGGCUUCUUCAUCAUCAUGGUCCUCACAGCUAUAGGAGUCAUCUGCAGGCUCUGCUGCGCCCCCAAGAAGAGUGACUUCAACAGCCAGUUAGCCGUGCAGAAGCUCGCCAAGAGCAUCCCUCUGAGGAGACAGGUAACUCCUCCUCAUCUGAACCCUCUUCUGAUGACACCUCCAUCUCUGGUCCUCCUCUGGUUCUUCCACAGUGAUGAAUCUUUCUCCUCUCUCUCCUCUUCAGGUCUCAGUGGAGUCCUCGUCCUCCCUGCAGUCUGGGAUGUGUUUGAUGCGUCAGUCUCGUCUCUCCAGCGCGGCCACCACCGCCCUGACUGGAGUGUCCGAGUACGAGCUCCCCCACGACCCGGUUUGGGAGCUGUCUCGAGACAGGUAGGUCCUUUCCUUUAGCACCUGUUCGAGAUCCCUGUAGUCCGUCUGUGUCUGGACCUCCUCUGUCUCAGACAGCCGCUAACACAUCUGCUCUGCUGUGUGUCCGCAGACUGACUCUAGGGAAGCCUCUGGGUGAGGGAUGUUUCGGUCAGGUGGUUCUGGCCGAGGCUGUCGGGAUCGAUAAAAACAAACCGACACGAACAACGAAGGUGGCAGUGAAGAUGCUCAAAGGUGAGUAAGACUUUAAAGUAAAUUAUUCAUCAGUGAAGCUUCCGACGUUCUCCAAAAACAGCUCCUCACCCCCAAUUCCCACCGCAUCCACAACAGCUAUGAAAAGGUCAUAUCCGCCGAUCGUAGCUGAUCAUAAACAUUCAAGUUAAUGUGUCAAUUUCCACCGGCUUCUUUCCGAUCAGCUGCAGAUCGCUGGACUCCAAAGCUGAUUGCAAGAGUUCUACAUUCCACAUUUCAACUGUUGUCAAAAUGUGGUUUGGGAUCAUGUGAAGGUCUUCCCUGAAAAAUCUUUGUCUGGAUGGACGCAGAUGUUGCUCCUAAACCUGGAGAUAUUGUUAAAAACUGAUGAUGCAGCAUCUAUGAUUUCCAAUUCUUCGUUGAAAGGACAGCUGGACUUACUUGGGUCCCAAGUAAGUCCAGCUGUCCUUUCCAAAAGAGUGUUACUCCUAACUUCCACCGCAUCUGGAAUGGCUACGAAAAGGCCAUAUCUGCCGAUCCUAGCUGAUCGUAACCAUUCAAGUUAACGUGUCAAUUUCCACCGGCUUUUUUCCGUUCUGCUGUGGAUCGCCGGACUCCGCAGCUGAUUGCAAGAGUUCUGUUUUUCCCGGACGCCGGAGCAAGCCGGAUGAAUUCAGCACAGAUUAACCCGUGCUGGAAAGGAAGUCGGGCACAGACACAAAAUAAAACAUCCACACCAUGCAAACGGGCAGAGACGAACAAGUGAAAGGUUUUUAGACGUCAUUUCACCCCGAUGACACCAUGGAUGAGGAGAUUUCCUCCUCUGGAAGGACACAAUCAACUGCUUAUAUGUCUAUGUGUCUGUCUUUAUAGAGACAACUUGUUAUCCCACGAUUGAACGUGAAUCCGCAGGUUCUUGUGAGUUCUCGUGAUUCCUGCUGUCCGUAAUCCGCCAUGAAAUUGGCCUCACAAAUGGAUCUGGUAGGAAUUGGUGGACGGUGAAAAUCGAUGCCGUUGCGGAUCGGAGCUGUUCCAGAUGUGGUGGAAAUUCGGGGUUAGAGUUUAAAGUUGCAUCUCCAACCAGCAGAGUGAAAAUGUACAAAUAAAACUGAAACAGAAGUGAAGGAACCUGGAGAAUUGUCAUGAUCAGAUGUUGAAAUCCUUUAAAUUCUCUGUGGACUUCAGCAGCGAUCGAUCGAUCAAUAGCCUUCUAAACAAAACAGAGACAUGAAGUUUCCUCUGAUCCACCAACAGUUCAUAAACUCAGAUCUGUUUCUGUGUUUGCAGCUGACGCCACCGAGAAGGAUCUGUCCGACCUGAUCUCUGAGAUGGAGAUGAUGAAGAUGAUCGGCAAACACAAGAACAUCAUCAACCUACUGGGCGCCUGUACGCAGGACGGUGAGUUCACGCAGACUACGACUUCUACUGAGGAGGAGGAGGAGGUGUUGAGUGAAACCGGGUCUCCUCUGUCUCUGCAGGUCCUCUCUACGUGGUGGUGGAGUACGCCUCCCAAGGGAACCUCAGGGAGUACCUGAGAGCUCGCAGACCUGCAGGGCUGGAGUACUGGAGCGGGUCCAGGCAGGCGUCUUUAGACGGUCUGGAGCUCAGAGAGCUUGUUUCUGCUGCGUAUCAGGUGGCCAGAGGGAUGGCCUACCUGGCCUCCAAGAAGGUUGGUUCCUACAGCAGGUCCUGGUCAGUUUGAGGUUUCAUGGUUGUCCCAGGAUCUGGUCUGAACCUGGUUUUUCUCUCCUGCAGUGCAUCCACAGAGACCUGGCCGCCAGAAACGUGUUGGUGACCGAAGACAACGUGAUGAAGAUCGCUGACUUCGGACUCGCCAGAGACAUCCACCACAUCGACUACUACAAGAAGACCACCAAUGUGAGAAGACCAGUGGCCUAAAAACCACCCAGGUCAGGAGGUUCUGCUGAGACCUUUCUCACUGAUCUUCUCUUUGUUCUUCAGGGUCGUCUGCCGGUGAAGUGGAUGGCUCCUGAAGCUCUGUUCGACCGGGUCUACACGCACCAGAGUGACGUGUAAGUUCCUCCUCAAAGGUUCCUGUCUUUGAGCGCCGACCCAGAUAAAAGAUCUUUAAGGGGGUUUCUAAUGUGUGUGUGUGCUGCAGGUGGUCUUUUGGAGUCCUGCUGUGGGAGAUCUUCACCCUCGGUGGGUCUCCAUACCCCGGCGUCCCCGUGGAGGAGCUCUUUAAGCUUCUGAAGGAGGGACACCGCAUGGAGAAACCCUCUCUGUGCACACAGGAGCUGUGAGUGUCCCAUCAUCUCACCUUGUCCUGAAUUUUUUUAGAGCAAACCUUUGCGGUCACCAUCGGCAACUCCUCUACCUCUGCUAUCUCCUGUGGUGUACCGCAAGGUUCAGUUUUAGGUCCAAUUUUAUUUUCGAUCUACAUGCUGCCCCUCGGCCAAUUAAUUCAGCGCUUUCACGGCUAUGCAGACGACACACAGGUUUACCUUCCUUUGAGACCUGAGGACCCCAGAGGCCUAGCUGCUGUAACCUUCGAUUCAGACCUCACCUUCUCCACCCAUACCAACAAGAUCUUCCAGUCCUGUUUCUUUCACCAGAUCUUGAAGUAAUAAUCCAUGUUUUCAUUUUCUCAAGACUGGACUACUGUAACUCUCUCCUCUGGUUUAAACAAGAAAUCACUCUUCCUCCUCCAACUAGUUCAGAACGCAGCAGCCCGGCUUUUAACUGGUUUUAGUUGAUGGCAUCACAUCACUCCAAUGUUAGCCUCCCUUCACUGACUUCCUGUCAGUUUUAGAAUUGAUUUUAAGAUUUUAUUGAUUACUUUUUAAGGCGCUUUUGCUACCUCAUGAGCCAACUCGCAGCCUCAGAUCCUCUGGCAAAGGCCUCCUGGUCGUUCCAAAGUCGAGACUCAAAACAAAAGGUGAUAGAUCUUUCGCCAUCAGAGCUCCUCGACUCUGGAACGACCUGCCAGAGGAGAUAAGGCGUACAGCAGAGACAGUCACUUCUUUUAACCCAUUAAGACCUGAACCCUGUCUGAGACACACCUCUGAAAUCCUGAGGGCCGUUUUGAGAAGGGCCCCCAGAUCCUGAGGAUUUCUGAAGUGUUUAGGUUUACAAAAAAGCUGAUAUCUCAGCCUCUGUAGCCGAUAAAAACAAAAUUCAAAAAGUAUUUGAGAGCUUACACAUGUGGCUUUCGAGAUAACUAUAUUUUAUUUUUCCGAACCUUCAUCACGUUUUUGAAAACCUUGACCAAACAAACUCAUACGAAAUAAAGCGGCUGUUUAAAUAAAAGUAAAGGCUCUGCACUGAAGAAUAACAAACUGAUUGCUUUGUGUAAAACAAGUGGCAGUCAUGAUAAAGUGUUCAUUCAAUACAAAUGUAAAUAUAAAAAAUAAAGUGUUGAAAGGGUAUACAGCUGCCCUAGUGACGUGCCAGUACAAAAGCAGAAACUAAAAACUAAAAAAUAAAUAAGUGUCUGACAGUGUUCAUGUCUGUGCUCACCCAAAGUCAUGCAACACUCACAGAAAUCGCCAAUAGUGUUAGACAAAGACCUCAAUAUGAAGAGAUUGUUCACACUGCUGGAUGCUUCUCCUCCAAAGCUGCUCUCUGCCUCCGUCAUUGUUUACUUUCCCCACGAAGAAUGUAGCAAGAUCCGAGAAUGAAUCUGAUCCCUUUAUUAGCCUAUCAGAGCUGUCUCUGAUAGGCUAUACAGGUAUGAUGAUUUGAUUCGCCACGACUCCAGAAAUGAUUGAAAAACUACAGAAUGUUACAAAAUGACCUCUCUGCGCUCCAAGCUUGAAGAGUAGACAUGCGCAGCGGCACCACCAGCUUGGAAGGUUGAAAUGCGUACACGCUGUCCCUGUUGAAAUGGGUUAAGUCAAAUUUCAAAACUUACUUUUCUAGACUUGCUUUUAUGUGAUGCCGUCUUUUAUCUUUUAUCUUUUUCUCUCUUUUACCUUGAUCUUAUUUCGACUUACUGUCCUUUUUAGCCUUUAUUUUACUUAUAAUCUUUUCCUAUUGAACCUUUUAGGCCUUUGAUUGAUUUUAUUGUUUUUUCCUGCUCAUGUUUGUUUUUCCAGGUCUUUUGUUUUUAACUGAGCUUUUGUUUUUUAUUUGUUUUUAUUUUCAUGUGCUGAUGUUCUGUGCUUUGCAACUGUUUGUCAAAGACCUUUGUAAACUUCUGUUUUUAAAAAUAAAGUUAUUAUUAUUAUUAUCGGGCACCCCCCUCUGACCUCUGACCUCUACCUCAUGUCCUCUCAGGUACCUGAUGAUGAGAGACUGCUGGCACGCCGUCCCGUCUCGUCGGCCAACUUUCCAGCAGCUGGUGGAGGAUUUAGACCGGACGCUGUCUCUCAUGGCCAACCAGGUGAUGUUUCAUUCAGAGUCGGACUUCAUCUGAGGUCCAGAACCGUUCAGGGUCCAUGUGAAUCUCUAACAGACCUCUUUAACGUCUCUGCUGCAGGAGUACCUGGACCUGUCCGUUCCCCUGGUCCAGUAUUCUCAGGUGGAAACCUUCUCCUCAGAUCUCUCCUCCAGCAGCUCCACGUAGACACUCUAAGAUGUUUCUCUAAAAAAACUCUAUUUCUUCUUCCUGGAUCUCCUCUGAUCCUGGAUCUGGGCGGCGGUCCCGGACAGGAUUUGGCGCUCGGAUGAUGAUGACCUGCUUCUCUGUGGUCCAUCAGCGGCAGCCUGAUGUGAAGAACAGCUGGACUGAGCUGGAUCCUCAUGGAGGCCUCAGGAAGCAGCUCUCUCUCUCUCUCUCUCUCUCUCUCUCUCUCUCUCUCUUUCUCACACACACACACACACACACACUCUGGUAGAGCUGCGUUUCCUUCAGUUGUUGUUAAUAAUGUUGUAAAUAUUGUAAAUAAUAUUUUUUUUUAUAGAAGGAGAAAAAAAAGAUGAAUAAACCCUACAGAAAGAGCUGACUCAUCAGAACACACAGUGACUUUUACUCAUCAAUAAUCAAUCACUAGUUUAUUGAUUCGUUUCUGACUCCUUUAACUUAUUUUGCAACUGUAUUUAUGUCUCUGGUGUUGCCAUGGCGACAUGGUUCAGUGUUACGGUUGAAUUUUGCACUUAUCCUCCCGCUGAUUUACAGAAACGUCUCUGUGUAACAAACUGAGUCUAACAGUAUUAAAUCGUCCUGAACAUCUAAA